CUACUGGUAGAUGAUGCCAGCACACUAGGUCAGAUUGAUGUGGAUUUCAAAGUGUUUGAUUGAUCAAAACGGUGGUUCACGUCAAUGGAAUGUCUACUUUGAACGCAGCAUACAAUGACGCUGUCACGUCUCGUCUAGUCAGCUGAUUAACAUCAUGCAUAAUUAACGAUAUAAUUUUUUUUUAAAGUUUUUGUAUCAAUUAUUUAUAAAAUGUAAUAUACAGAAAUGGGGGGGGGGGUCUGAAAAUUUGAUAAUAUAAUGUCAUCGGUAACGAGUCCAUGUGCUAAGUUUCAGCGCCAUAGGUUGACGGGAAGUGGGUCAGUUAGCCUUUUGACGAUUUUGCCAGCAACUAACAAAAGCAAAGUUAAUUUAAAGGAUUAAAAAAAUAAAUGAUUUCAUAGGAUAUAUUUUCAUUUUUUUUAUCAGAGUAAGUUAAAAAUAAAUAUUGUGUUGCUAAAACAUGUUAUUUAUUCAGUUGAUAUGAAAUAGUCAUAGCUUUAAAUUACCAAUUAGAAUUUAUAAAGUAUGAUACAAGUUGUUUUUUUUAAAUUUCACUACUACUAACAUCAUUUUUGCAAUGCGUUGUACAGUAAAUAGAGUCUAUAUCAAAUAAAUCAAGUUAUUCAUUAAGUUGUAGCAAAGCCGACUCACGUCUUGCGGAUGGAACAAAUAUUUUGUUACAUGAUAAACCCAAUCCUAAGUUUACAGAACAGCUGCACGAGUCACUGGAGGACUACGUCACACACAACUUCCCCCAGGGACUUGUUCGUCUGGUACGUAACUCAGAACGAGUGGGACUGACCAAGUCACGCAUGCGUGGCAGCGCUGAGGCAAAAGGCGAGGUGCUGGUCUUCUUCGACAGUCAUAUGGAAGUCAACAUUGAGUGGUAAAUAAAUACUUCAUACAUACUUCAUAAUUUAAUGUAGCCUUAAAAAAUAACAUUUUAUUGCAGAGUUUAGACACAAAUAUAUAGAAAGGUGAAAUAGCUCAAAUCACCAGCAUGUCAUUUUUUACAAAAAAUUCCAGGCUAGAGCCCUUGUUGACGGAAAUAGCUAAAAACAGUUCGGUGGUCGCCAUGGCAACUCUGGACUACGUGCAGCCCAAUACUCUACAUUACAAGUACUAUGACAACUACCUUCCACGAUACGGCUGGAACUGGAGGCUGAUAUUUUUUGAAAACUCCUUUAGAGAUGAUCAAGUAGGAGGCGAUCCCAGGAACCCAAGAGAGUGA
Molecule: messenger RNA, 1231 nt
Organism: Lymnaea stagnalis (great pond snail)
Lineage: Eukaryota; Metazoa; Mollusca; Gastropoda; Lymnaeidae
Source: the annotation of a GenBank genome assembly